AUUAUUUAAUAAAAAUGUGAAUGCUUUGCGCCCAAGGCUGAUGCUGAGCGGGCAAAUGAUGAUGCCUAGUGAUUUGUUGCCCAUGCAGAACACUAGGAGCACAUAAGAAGUCGUUGUCCAAAAUUGGGUAUAUCUUUUUCUCGUUCUUUUGGGUACUGGUGUCGUUUAUACUCCUUUUUACCGCGAAAGAAGUAUUUGAAUGGGCUGAAGAUUACAUUGAUUGCCCUGAAGGAGGCACCUCGUGAUUUGGAACAAGUGCUAUUUUCAGAAUGUCGUUUGUAUUGAUGUGCUUUCAUAUACUAAUAUUUAUUAUUGUGCUCCCAAGAAUGGAAUGAUCUGCAUAUUUCCAUGAUGGGUGAUGGAUCAGCAAGUUUUUCUUGAUACUCUCAGCCUUCGUUAUUUGAUUCUGGAUUCCAAAUGAUUUCUUUAAAGGGUACGGAUACUUUUCUCUGGUGAUCAGUUUUUUCUUUCUGAUCUUUCAAGGAAUAGUCAUCCUCGGGCUCUGAUAUACUUACAAUGAUGCAAUGAUAGCACAGUCUGAUAAGAACAACGGAUAUCUGGUAGCACUAAUAGUGUUUGCGGCAAUUCUGGCGGUCAUCAGUUUAAUCUUUAUAAUUUUAGAAUUCGUCUGGUUCCACGAAUGAUGGUCUAACAACAUUUUAAUCUUAAUUCCGGUGAUAUUUGCGAUAAUAUGUGUUGUGCUAGUUUUUCUCAAGACAAGAGAGAAUGCAUCGCUAUUCACCACUGCAGCGAUGUUGUUAUAUCUGGUGUAUCUGACCUGGACAGCUCUGGCAUCAAGGCCUACUGGGAAAUGAAACCCAUUCUACAGAAAAGAUCACGGGACAAUCCUUCAGAUUCUUUUCGGUCUGAUAUUCACCUUCUUAACUCUCAUAAUUCUUGCUUUCAGCAAAAAGGAAGGAGCAGAUAACAAAGAACAUGUUGAAAAUAGACUUAAAAAUAUGGUCGCUGAAGAAGCAGAUAGUGACGAUGAGAUGGAGAGGACCAAUAGAAAUGGAGAGAAAGAGAAGGCCAACGUCUUCCCUAUCUCUCAAUCCACUAUAAUCUUCCAAGCCUUUAUGGUUUUUGUUAGUAUCUACUAUGCCAUGCUUAUCACCAAUUGGGGAAGACCAACUAUUGAUGAUGAUAACUAUGACUAUUUCAUUGAUGAAUGGGCAGGAUUUUGGAUAAAGAUAGUUUGUCAAUGGGUGAUGUGUGGUUUGUACCUCUUCUCCCUCAUAGCUCCCAAGUUAUUCCCUGAUCGGGAAUGGUAGU
Molecule: messenger RNA, 1272 nt
Organism: Moneuplotes crassus
Lineage: Eukaryota; Ciliophora; Spirotrichea; Euplotida; Euplotidae
Source: the annotation of a GenBank genome assembly